AUGGGGCUAGGGCGGUUGCCACCUGUGCUGGUCUUGGCGCUGGUGCUGCCUGUGGGGUCCCAGCCGCAGCGGCAGCUCCCCAGGGAGUCCCACAACCUCAACUGGAACAAGUUUUCAGGUUUCUGGUACAUUCUUGCCGUCGCCUCUGACGUCCAGGGCUUCUUGCCGGACAGAGACAAGUGGAAGCUGGGGGCGUCCGUCGUGCAGCUUCACAAUGUGGGCCAGCUGAAGGUGGUCUUCGCUUUUAGCCGGUCACGGGGCUGCCAGUCCCACACAUUAAUUCUGCGGAAAGAUGGGAAGAAGGCCGUGUUCAGGAAUACCUUGAAGGGGGUGGAGGGCUUCCGUGUGCUGUCCACUGACUACAGCUACGGCGUGGUGGACGUGCGCCUGGGCCGGGCCGGCCGGACCUCCAAGACCCUGCUGUUAUUCAGCAGACAGAACACAUCCAGCUUCCUGAGUAUGAAGAAGUUUGUGGAUAUAUGUGAGAUUUUGGAGCUCACAAGGGGUUCGACCAUUCUCCCAAAAGAUGCCUCCUGCGCGCACACCAUCCUGCCGUGA
This is a messenger RNA of Rhinolophus ferrumequinum (greater horseshoe bat), 558 nucleotides long. RefSeq names its product lipocalin 10 (gene LCN10). Gene Ontology annotation, molecular function: small molecule binding. The coding region runs from base 1 to 558 and encodes 185 amino acids. The transcript is spliced from 6 exons. The record is from RefSeq and is a predicted model, not a curated record. Lineage: Eukaryota; Metazoa; Chordata; Mammalia; Chiroptera; Rhinolophidae.